Dufourea novaeangliae is the source of this 2696-nucleotide messenger RNA. It is a transcript of the gene Mcm2, whose product is annotated as DNA replication licensing factor Mcm2. The coding region runs from base 39 to 2696 and encodes 885 amino acids. Gene Ontology annotation, biological process: mitotic DNA replication initiation; DNA replication; double-strand break repair via break-induced replication. Lineage: Eukaryota; Metazoa; Arthropoda; Insecta; Hymenoptera; Halictidae. Gene Ontology annotation, cellular component: nucleus; MCM complex. Gene Ontology annotation, molecular function: ATP binding; 3'-5' DNA helicase activity; single-stranded DNA helicase activity. The transcript is spliced from 15 exons. The record is from RefSeq and is a predicted model, not a curated record.
CUUUCAUUUGAGUGUUUGUUUUGAUCUUGUUUUAUUUUAUGUCAUCCGAUAUAAACACAAUGGAUGCUAGUAGUUCUCCAGUUCGUUCUGAUAGACAUACAGAGGCAAUGACGUCCCCUGCACCAGAUAUAGAUGAACCAUUUGAAGAUGAAUCUGAUCUGCUUGGUAAUGACAAUGAUGUCAAUCAAGAUGAAGAACAAGAAGAAGAGGGAGAAGAAUUAUUUGGAGAUAAUAUGGAAGCUGAUUACCGUGCUAUGCCAGCUUUAGACAGAUAUGAUCCAGAUGUAGUUGAUGAUGAAGACUACUCAGAAAUGUCUCAAGGAGAACGUGCUGCUGCUGAAGCUACUAUGCAUAAAAGAGAUAGAGCAGCAGGCAUCACCAGAGAUGAUAGGUUUUUACUUUAUGAUGAAAGUGAUGAAGACGAAGUACAGGCACAUAAGCGGCGUAUGGCUGAAAAAGCUGCAACAGGUGAAAUAGAAGAUACAGAAAUGAUUGAGUCUAUUGAAAAUUUGGAAGAUACUAAAGGACGUUCAGUUAAAGACUGGGUAACUAUGAUAGGACCCAGAACAGAAAUUUCUAAUCGGUUUAAGAGUUUUUUACGUACACAUACAAAUUCAAAGGGACAGUACAUGUACAAGGAAAGAAUUCGUCACAUGUGUGAGAGUAAUCAAUCGAGUUUUGUUGUGGAAUUCCCUAUUCUUGCUAGUAAAGAGCAUGUUCUGGCUUACUUCCUGCCAGAAGCACCAUUUCAAAUGUUAGAAAUAUUUGAUGAAGUAGCAAAAGAGCUAGUGUUGACUAUUUUUCCCAGUUAUGAAAGAGUCUCGACCGAGAUUCAUGUUAGAAUAUCAGAGCUACCUUUGAUAGAAGAAAUCCGUACAUUUAGGAAGCUACAUUUAAAUCAGUUAGUACGUACUCUGGGUGUGGUUACUGCAACAACAGGAGUACUGCCACAAUUAUCAGUUGUGAAAUAUGACUGUACAAAAUGUGGAUAUGUACUUGGACCUUUUGUACAAAAUCAAAAUGUCGAAGUUAAACCUGGAUCAUGUCCUGAGUGUCAAAGCAUUGGGCCAUUUAUGAUUAAUAUGGAACAAACAGUAUAUAGAAAUUAUCAAAAAGUUACAAUCCAAGAAUCACCAGGUAAAAUCCCUGCAGGAAGAAUACCUAGAAGUAAAGACUGCAUCCUUCUAUCUGAUCUCUGCAAUCGCUGUAAACCUGGCGACGAAGUGGACGUUACCGCCAUUUACACGAAUAACUACGAUGGUUCUUUAAAUACAGAACAAGGUUUCCCAGUAUUUGCAACGAUUCUUCUAGCCAAUCAUUUAAAUGUGAAGGGUUCGAAAGAAAUAGUGGAAUCUCUAACUGAGGAAGAUAUUUCUAGUAUUAUUUCCUUAAGUAAAGAUCAUCGAGUUUUCGAUCGUAUUGUUGCAAGCAUUGCACCUUCGAUCUAUGGACACGAAUAUACAAAAAGAGCCUUGGCAUUGGCAAUAUUUGGGGGUGAAUCAAAGAAUCCAGGUAAUAAGCAUAAAGUAAGAGGAGAUAUUAACGUGUUGAUGUGUGGUGAUCCAGGGACAGCCAAAUCUCAGUUUUUAAAAUUCACUGAAAAAAUUGCACCGCGAACAGUAUAUACCACAGGUCAGGGAGCCUCAGCCGUUGGCUUGACUGCUUUUGUGAGAAAGUCGCCACAAACUCGAGAGUGGACAUUGGAGGCCGGAGCCUUAGUACUCGCUGAUCAUGGAAUUUGUCUGAUUGACGAAUUUGAUAAGAUGACCGAUCAAGAUAGAACGUCUAUACACGAAGCUAUGGAACAACAGAGUAUUUCUAUUUCAAAAGCAGGAAUUGUUACAUCCCUUCACGCUAGAUGUUCAGUAAUCGCUGCAUCUAAUCCUCUUGGAGGAAGAUACGAUGCUAGUUUGACGUUCUCAGAAAAUGUAGACUUAUCAGAACCAAUUUUGUCUCGAUUCGACAUUCUGUGCGUGGUAAAAGAUGAAGUAGAUCCUAUGCAAGAUAGACACUUGGCUAAAUUUGUUGUAAACUCUCACAUUAGACAUCAUCCAGCAAAUGCGGAGAAAACAGUGCCUGUAGAAGAUAAUCCAAACGACAUAUCCAUUCCACAAGAUCUUUUAAAGAAAUAUAUAGUUUAUUCCAGACAAAAUGUUCAUCCCAAGUUGACAAAUAUUGAUCAAGACAAAGUAGCAAAAUUAUACAGUCAAUUGAGACAAGAAAGUUUGGCUACUGGAAGUUUACCAAUUACUGUACGACAUAUAGAAAGUAUUAUACGUAUGGCUGAAGCAAGUGCUAAGAUUCAUUUGCGAGAUCAUGUUCAAGAAAAUGAUAUUAACCUUGCUAUCAGAAUGAUGCUUGAUAGUUUUGUUGACACACAAAAGUAUUCAGUAAUGAAAAGCAUGCGCCAGACAUUCCAGAAGUACUUGUCAUAUAAGAAAGAUCACAGUGAACUUUUGUAUUACAUACUUAGACAAAUUACAUUAGACACUUUAGCAUUCCAGAAAGCUUUACAUGGAAGUCGUAUUCAAACGAUCGAAAUCUCAGAAAAAGAUUUGUUGGAUAGGGCUAAACAACUCGACAUAUACAAUCUUCAUCCGUUCUAUGAAAGUAAUAUCUUCAAGUCAAAUAACUUUGUAUAUGAUUCUAGAAGGAAAAUAAUAAUACAAACUCUUCCAGAGAGUAUUGAUGACUAA